Aspergillus melleus is the source of this 699-nucleotide messenger RNA. RefSeq names its product EXPERA domain-containing protein. The coding region runs from base 1 to 699 and encodes 232 amino acids. The transcript is spliced from 4 exons. Gene Ontology annotation, cellular component: endoplasmic reticulum; membrane. Gene Ontology annotation, biological process: sterol biosynthetic process. Gene Ontology annotation, molecular function: C-8 sterol isomerase activity; steroid Delta-isomerase activity; cholestenol delta-isomerase activity. The record is from RefSeq and is a predicted model, not a curated record. Lineage: Eukaryota; Fungi; Ascomycota; Eurotiomycetes; Eurotiales; Aspergillaceae.
AUGGCCACCAUGUCUCCCGAACCAGCUCUUCAUCCAUACUAUCCCCUGGAUGCUCCAAUCCAUGGAUAUGUGGCCAAUGAGGCGUCUCUCCUUUCUCUGCUUACCGCCGCCAGUGUCGGGGCUGCAGCCUUGCUGGGCGCCACUUUGGGCCUCGUUAGCCUUUUGCGACCGAGCUUGACCCGGGCUGAUAGGAUAGCUAUCAUGUGGUUUGUUCUUUCGGGGUCGCUCCAUUGCUUCUUCGAGGGUUAUUUCAUGAUCCAUCAUGACCGGAUGGCGUCGGCCCAAGACUUCUUUGGGCAAAUGUGGAAAGAAUAUGCCUUAUCGGACUCGCGAUACAUGACGUCGGAUACCCUGGUGCUCUGUAUGGAGACCAUGACCGUUGUGCUCUGGGGCCCGCUGUGUCUUCUCGUGGCAUAUUUGAUCUUUGCGCAGAGUUCAUUGCGCCAUCCGUUCCAGCUCACGGCCUGCAUGACCCAUCUUUACGGCGACUCACUCUACUAUGCCACCAGUCUCUAUGACCACUACGUUCAUGACCGUCCAUAUAGUCGACCGGAACCCUAUUACUUCUGGAUCUAUUACUUCCUGAUGAAUUUUAUCUGGAUCGUGGUCCCGCUCUAUUAUUUCGUGCAGAGCAUGCGAGCAAGCGCAAAGGCGUUCAAGAGCUUCGAGGAAACAUCCGCACAACGUAAAUCUCGGUGA